Triticum turgidum subsp. durum (durum wheat) is the source of this 546-nucleotide messenger RNA. NCBI's taxonomy places the organism in Eukaryota, Viridiplantae, Streptophyta, Magnoliopsida, Poales, Poaceae. The record is from the annotation of a GenBank genome assembly.
AUGCGCCGCCUCGCCUCCGCCCACCGGUGCGUGCCGCCACCUCACCAGACCCCAGGAGCCCCGCCGCCUCGCGCUGCCGCCUGCACCGCGUCGCGUGCCGCCACCUCCCCACAAGCUCGCCGCCCCAUCGCGGAAGCCUCACCGCCCCGCCGCCAUGGGAACCGAGCUCCUCUGCGCCCCGCCCGCCAUCGGAGAUCUGAGGCCGGCCGGGAGGCGGGGAUGGGGUACCGGUGGGCCCCGGGGAUCUGCGCGGUGGUGCUGCUCUGGCUCGCUGCGACCGCAGCCGGAGAUCCCGAUCCCGACGAGCUCGAGCGCGCAUUGCCAAUGCCAAUUUACAACAAUUUCAGGUCUGCGAAAGUUGGAUUUUGGAUAGGCUUUCAAGAGCGUGACCGAAGCAGAGACACACACAUGCGGCGCGACAACAAUUCUUCUUCCUCAAAGCAUAUAUUUUCUCCAAGCGAUCAACAAAGUGAUUGGUCCAUUUGGAAGGUGUUCCAAUCCCCACCAACAAGAGGCACAAUGCUUCCAAGAUCUUCAACACCCUGA